UCUCUCUCUCUCUCUCUCUCUAGAUAUCUAAGUGUAUUGUGUUGUGUAUAGAAGUUUUAGGGUGGUGAUUGUGAUUAGUACGAUUGACACAUGCAGGUGAAGCAACAAAAGAAGAGCAGCAACAAGUGGACCUGCGUGGUCUGCAACGAGAAGCAGUCCGUGUGGAAGGUGUUUGCCCAAGGUUUCAUAGCCAAAGACGUUUGCAAAUUUGUUCAGACCUUUAACAUGUUCCCCUGCCAAUUCGAACAACAACGCACAAAUGAAACCCUAGAUCUGAUUCCGGAACAUACCGACGAUCAGCCACGGAGCAGCAAUGACAAGAAGAGAAGGUCUGACUGGAGCAAGUAUGUUGAUCCCAAGGAUAUUCACGAUGGCCAAGAAGAAGAGGAACAAGAAGAGGAUGUGUUCGGACCGAGGAUUGUGACAGAGUUGCCCCCCAAGAAAUUGGUCAAAAAACCAAAAUUGAAUGCAGAUUCGAGUGGAUUUGGUACCCCACAAGAUGGUGAAAGAGGCUUUAGGCUUGUUUUUCAAAAGAGAAAUUUCAACAAAGGUAAGGAGCCAGGAAAAAUUGAUCCAACAACAGCUAAUUGGGCUUCCAAGAGGUUUGAUUACAAGUCACAGUCUGAGGAAGGCAUCUCCGCAGCCGAGGGACCAUGGCGGAGUUUGGCCAAAGGGGAUUCAAACCGAAGAACUUACGCCAAGCAACUUGUGGAGGACGGUUUUGCUGAAUCGAGGGCAUGCCAUCGCACGACAGCAUGCCAUCCCACGACAGCCAAAGUGUCUUCUACUAAAUGGGGUGCGUACAUUAUCCAAGACAAUAACAAAGACUCUGAAGAUAAGGGGCCACGGAAAUCUCAGCUAAGAAUGAUGAAAGGAGCUUCAAAAUGGGGCAGUUACAUUACAGAAGAUGACGAUGAGGGUGACUUGCACCUAAAAAUUGGGAGAGAAUUCGCAGAUAACAAAGGGAAAUGGGAUGAUUGUGUAUUCGAUGCCAAACUAUAUGACCAAAGUGUAGAAGAAGACAUCCACCCUGAUUUCCUAUGA
This is a messenger RNA of Rhododendron vialii, 1044 nucleotides long. RefSeq lists its product as uncharacterized. Gene Ontology annotation, molecular function: chromatin binding. The record is from RefSeq and is a predicted model, not a curated record. Gene Ontology annotation, biological process: mitotic G2 DNA damage checkpoint signaling. Gene Ontology annotation, cellular component: nucleus. The coding region runs from base 91 to 1044 and encodes 317 amino acids. NCBI's taxonomy places the organism in Eukaryota, Viridiplantae, Streptophyta, Magnoliopsida, Ericales, Ericaceae. The transcript has 3 exons.